AUGGACAGCUUCCUCAUGGCAAGGCAUGGUGGUGAGGAUCACGGAGCAACUGGGGCGGCUACAGCCUCGGACGCCAUGCCCGGCAUGGACAUGGGGGGGAUGAACGACAGUCACGGCUCUGGCAGCGGAAGCAUGAGCAUGAUGAUGAUGACCAUCUUCCAGACAAACAUGAAGACCCCCCUCUAUACCGAGACCUGGACCCCCAACAGUGUCGGCACCUACGCUGCUACUUGCAUCUUCCUCAUCUUCCUCGCCUUUAGUCUCCGCAGCAUGCUGGCCUUGAAGUCCAUCCAGGAGAAGCGGUGGCUGGAUAAAGACUUCAAGCGACGAUACGUCAAUGUGAGCGGAAAGCUGGGCAUGGCUGCCAAGAUGUCUUCGGACAGCAUGGCCCAGAAGAUGGUACUCUCGGAGAACGGCGUCGAGGAAAAUGUCACGGUUGUCCAGUCACAGCAUGGUAUCUGGCGACCUUGGAGGUUUUCGGUCGAUCCCAUCCGCGCUCUAAUUGACACUGCUAUUGCUGGCGUUGGCUAUCUUCUCAUGUUGGCUGUCAUGACCAUGAACGUUGGAUAUCUGCUCUCGGUUCUCGGUGGUGUCUUCUUGGGCAGUCUCGCUGUCGGCCGCUUUGCCACCAUGGGAGAGCAUUAA
This is a messenger RNA of Colletotrichum truncatum, 645 nucleotides long. RefSeq names its product low affinity copper transporter. The record is from RefSeq and is a predicted model, not a curated record. Lineage: Eukaryota; Fungi; Ascomycota; Sordariomycetes; Glomerellales; Glomerellaceae. Gene Ontology annotation, molecular function: copper ion transmembrane transporter activity. Gene Ontology annotation, biological process: copper ion transmembrane transport. Gene Ontology annotation, cellular component: plasma membrane.